CUCUCGCUUCGUCAGUCCAAAACCCCGAGAACCUUUCUCUCUCCUCUCUCUCUCUCUCUCCCGUCGACUCUCUCCCCUCUCUCUCUCUCUAGAACCGCAGGAACAUGGUGCAACAGCACAGAAUCUACGUCGUGCAGUUCGACAAGGGGGAGCCUGAUCAUGAGGAGCUGUCAUGCAAGGCCUCGCCGCCCAAGGGCGGCGGCCGCCGGAUCAUGUACUACUACCAUGACUACGGCACCGGAGGCGCCGCCGGCAAGAACGGCAAGCCGGCCAAGGGCAGGGCGCUCAGCCUGAGCGGCUUCUUCGGCUUGCUCCUCAUCUGCCUUUUCGGCCUGGCCACGCUCCUCGCGGCUCCGGGCGCCUUCUUCUCCUUCGCGCGCACCGGCGGCGCGGCGGCGGCCACGCAGCAGCAGCAGAGCGAGCGGUGCUCCGGGAUCGGCAACGACACCCUGUGCUGCGACCGCUCGUCGAGGCGCGCGGAUAUGUGCUUCGCGCGCGGCGACCUGCGCAUGCACUCGGCGAGCGCGUCGUUCCAGCUCGUGUCCUCCGCCGGGCGACCGGCGGUGGAGGAGGAGGAGCGGAUACGGCCGUACACGCGCAAGUGGGAGGCGCACGUGAUGAAGACCAUCGACGAGGUGCGCUUCCACCGCGUGUCCGCCGGCGACGCCGCGCGCUGCGACGUGCGGCACGACAUGCCGGCCGUGCUGCUCUCCACGGGCGGGUUCACGGGCAACGUGUACCACGAGUUCAACGACGGCCUCCUCCCGAUGUUCGUGACGGCGGGCCACCUCCAGCGCCGCGUGGUGUUCGUCAUCGUCGAGUACCACGACUGGUGGAUGACCAAGUACGGCGACGUCGUGUCCCGGCUGUCGGCGUUCCCGCCCAUCGACUUCACCGCCGAUCGCCGCGUGCACUGCUUCCCCGAGGUGAUCGCCGGCCUCCGCAUCCACGGCGAGCUCACCGUGGACCCCGCCAAGACCCCCGAGGGCCGGAGCAUCCGCGACUUCCGGCGCCUCCUCGACGACGCCUACCGCCCCCGCAUCAACUACCUGGAGCGCAUGGAGCGCAAGGCCGCCCGCAAGCAACGCCGCGCCAGCGGCGCCGCCGCCACGAAGCUCGCCCUCCCGAACAAGCACCUGGCGGCGCCGGCGGAGAGGCCGAAGCUGGUGAUCGUGUCGAGGACGGGGUCCCGCGUGAUCGAGAACGAGGAGGAGCUGAAGGCGCUGGCCGCGGACGUGGGGUUCGACGUGCGCGUGGUCCGGCCGGAGCGGAGCACGGAGAUGUGCAAGAUAUACCGCGACCUGAACGCGAGCGACGCGAUGGUGGGCGUGCACGGCGCCGCCAUGACGCACUUCCUGUUCAUGCGCCCCGGCAAGGUGUUCAUCCAGGUGGUGCCGCUGGGCACGGACUGGGCGGCAAACGAGUACUACGGCGAGCCGGCGGCGCGCCUCGGCCUGCGGUACGUCGGGUACAAGAUCCUGCCGGAGGAGAGCUCCCUGGCCCGCGAGUACCCCGCGGGCCACCCCGUGCUGACGGACCCCGCCGGCGUGGCGCAGCGCGGCUGGGACGUGACCAAGAAGGUGUACCUGGACCGGCAGAACGUGCGGCUCGACCUGGCGCGGUUCCGGGAAGAGCUGGUCGCGGCCCACCGGUACCUCGUCGCCGGCAAGCGGAAGGGCCGGCCGAAAAGCAGAGCUCUUGCGAUGUGAUCGGCCGAUAUAAUCGUCUCCGUUAACAAACAUCCCGUAUAGCAGUAUACCAUAGAUCAAAAUUUACAGACACCUUUUCUCCUCUUCUCUCAGUUCCUGUCAGUUACAGUUACAGCAGCUAACUUCAUACCUGACCAUUCAUUUCAUUAGAUUGUUACUCAUGUGUUGGUGAUGUGCCCGUGAUCGAUCGAUGCUGGUUUACAUGCUGAUGUGAAUAUAUGCCCAAUAAAGAAGGAUUCAGUUA
This is a messenger RNA of Triticum aestivum (bread wheat), 1953 nucleotides long. Its product is annotated as xylan glycosyltransferase MUCI21. Gene Ontology annotation, molecular function: glycosyltransferase activity. NCBI's taxonomy places the organism in Eukaryota, Viridiplantae, Streptophyta, Magnoliopsida, Poales, Poaceae. The transcript has a single exon. The record is from RefSeq and is a predicted model, not a curated record. The coding region runs from base 105 to 1709 and encodes 534 amino acids.